AUGUGUUGUCUGAAUCGUUGGAGUUUUGCGUCGCGGUGUUCGCUGGCGUGCGUGAACUUGUCAAUUUUUCAAGGCUAGGUGAACUGUUAUUGUUCACGACUCAGAAUGGAUGAGGAGGGAGAGGUUAGAAAUUCGAAAAAACAAACAUUGCUAGAGAAAUACGAUAUUCCUGUUGAGCAUCUAAACUUCGAGUAUGUGGAGAAGUGUAAUGAUGAGAAAGAGCUAGAAAAGAUAGUGAAGAUAUUAAGGUCAGGUGAAGAAGGCUUCUAUCCCCAGCUCAUCGCAUCUGCCGAAGCGAGGCUGCGUAAAGUGAAGCCGGACAGUCGUGUACUUCGUACAGAGGAGCCUGCUCUCAGGAAGGAGACCACGAGUUCGGAACAGUGGGAGGAGGUCACCUCAGAGGUGGAGAAAUGGAGUGACGAGAUGCGUGCGAAAGAGAAAGAGAUGAAGAUGGCUGCGUCAGAACCGAUGGAUGUGUCAGAAUUGCCAGCAGUGCGGUCAAGAGCUAAAGUGUCUGCCUCUGCAAAACCUGCAAGUGCUAUGACACAGUCUAAAACUGCACAGCAAGUACCUCCAGCGAUGCGCAGUCCAGUGCCGCGGGACUACUCGGCCUGGGAGAAGUACGAUGCAGACAAGGAGUUGACGUUGAUGGAGAUAGAGGAGCAGCAGCAGCAAGAGGAGAGGGAGAGGAAGCGGCGGGAGGAGCAGCUGCAGGUGCAGCGCCUGCAGGACGAAAUGAAGAAAGUGGGGAAGGGAAAUGCCGAGAUGGCGAUACCAGCUAACUUGACACCGACAGAGCGGGAGCUGUUGGCCACUAGAGAGAAGGAUAAAGGCAACGAUUUCUUCAAAGUGGCCGAUUACAGUAACGCCAUCAAGCACUACUCUGCUUCAAUUCAGAUUCUGCCGACACCUGUCGCCUACAACAAUAGGGCCAUAGCGAUGAUUAAACUGCAUCGUUAUGACGCGGCAUUGAAAGACUGCAAUGAAGUUCUUAAAGUGGAACCUGACAAUGUGAAAGCUCUCAUGAGAAGAGGAAUUUCUCAUCAAAACAGGAACAGUUACCAGAAGGCCUACGAGGACUUCAACCGGGUAGUGGCACUGCAGCCAGAGAAUCGUCUUGCCAAAUCUUUGGCCAACCAGAUGAAGAACAAGUGCCUGGCCAAGAGGAAAGGAGUCAGGAUGAAGAUCGAGGAAGAGGGAAGUCCUUCCCAGAUCAGUGUUGUGUCGAAAAGGAGGGCCACCAAGGUCACCGAGCAGAAGCUGGAGAAUCUGCCAUCGUCAGAGAGGACGUGGGAGGGCCGACAGGAACCGUGGCAGCCGCCGCCGCUGCCAGACAAAAUCUUGGAGGCUCCAUGGGGUGGCAGGAUGAACCCCCCACUCAAAGAGGGCUGCAACACCUCCUGGCCUUACGCUCCACCAGUAAAGGGGCCUAUGACGGAUUACGGCCUGCCGAAGAACUUCUGCAAUUGUAACGGAGAGCCACCGUUCGUGCGCCACCCGCCCCAGAUCAUCUGCCUCAUGUGCCACGAGCGCAAGGUACUCGGCCUGCCGCCGCUGCCGGGUGGCGACUGCAACUGUCCUAAGCCGCCGCCUCAAAAGAAGCCAGUUGUGAACGGCGAUGCCAGUGGCGAGGGGACUGCGCCUGCCAAAGACGAAUCUAAUGUCGACCGAGAGAAACGGGUCAGCGAGACGAAGGUGGAAGAGCCCAAACCGGCCACUUCCGAUGACACCGGGGACAGACUCGCUGCAGCCGAGUCUACGGGAGAAGCCCCCCAGCCUGCUGGCAGCAGCACGACAGGCGAAUCAGCCAGAAGAAGACAAAGGAACAUUCCACAUCCAUCUGCAUCAUUCCUGCCACACAUCCCUGGACUGGGCAGCCCUGUAAAGAUGAAGGUUGCACCCAAGUACAUUUGUGCAACGAAACGAGAGGACAAGUCGGCUGAAAGUUCGUCCGAAGACAGUGGGACGACCACAGUGAGGGGGACUAGAGAGAACAUGCCAGAGGCCGGAACUUCGGCGGUCCAGCGGGACAGGGACGGGGACGGGCUGCAGAAGGUGGCAGCCCUCGGCCGGCUGUCGCUGCAGCCGGGCACCAGGAUCACCUCGCCCUACGAGUUCACGCGCGCCUGGGGCGGCUUCCGGCCCGACUCCAGCCUCGAGGGGUACGCCACGGUGCUGAGGGCCGUUGCCGUCGAGGACCUUGCCACUGUGGUUGGUACAAAGUUAGACGGUCAGAUGCUCAGUUUGAUCCUGCGCACACUGGAGAAGCACUUUAUAGACGAACCAGAGUAUUUGGUGCAGAUGUUGCACCAUGUCGCUCUCCUGCCCCGCUUCUCAAUUGCGUGGGCCUUCCUCGACAGCAUUGACAAAGAAGCUGUGGAUAAAAUUGUUUCUACGUUGAAGAAGAGUGGGCACGAGCUGAGCCCUGUCGCUGAAAAGGCGUUCGAGCUGUGAGGCUGGUGCCGCUCACUCGUGACGAGAGCUGCGGCAGUGAGCUGCUGCUGCCACUCUCCAGUAGUCGUUGCCAUUUCUGCGGAAGUCCUUUCUCUGUGUGUCCGUCGUAUUGUUUCCUAAUAAAUGUGUUAUUUACAUGUGCUAGGUGUUAUAAUCAGCAGAAAUUAAAUGUGUCGGCCUCAUUGCCGUAUUAUGGUAAAAUUUUAGGAGUUAAUGAAGAAAUAGAGUCUUCGAAAGAGUCAUAAGCAAACAUCUAUGUGUGUGCUAUUGAUUAAAUUAUGGCGUGAUGAAAAGUAGAAAAAUCUUUGACUGUCAUUUUGAGGAAGAAGUAAGCUAUCUGAGGCAAGCUGAGCUUCCAGUAAAAAGAAAUUUCAGUAGCUGUUGAUCUGAAACUCAGAAAAAAUUAUUGUUUUGUGCGAUUGUAUCCUCCUUCGAUUUACUGGCCAGCUCAAGUCUGUUUCUCUUGCAUGACUGUUAAUCGUAUUGUUGGUUUAAAUACUUUUUUUAUUGUGCUGUGCUACUUUUGUUUCUAGUAAAAUUAGGCAAAAAUGUCACAUUUUUGUCUUUAAUGUGAAACUUUUUGGAUUGAACAUUAAUGGUGAAGAAUUCUAUGUAACAUUUUCUACCUACUUCAGACAUAAUCCCCCUUCCCCCCUUUCCCUAUCUGUUUGUGUUAGUGUAGUAAGGAACCCUAGCUAGGAUGUUCACAUUGUAUUUCAUCCUUUCCUGAUUUGCUCAUUUGAAGACUUACUGCAAUAAAUGUUGAGAGAUUCUGUCUAUUUUUUGUCUUUCAUUGUCUGCUGUGUGUUCGUACUGUAACUUGACACUUGGUGUGGGUGAUGCUGGGAAUGGAGCAAUGUGUACACUUCCUUUACAUUCACUGCAAGAACCACGCACGUCAAGUGUCGAGUUACCUUGCACAUACAGCAGUCAACCUAAUGUAAGAAGUACCAUAACUAAGUCAAAACAUUAGAGUUAAAAUCAAUUAGUCAAUUUACAGUGAAUUGUAUUUUCUGCUCUCUUAUUUAAUGUGUGUACAUGAUAACGGAUUGUAAAUUUCCAAUGAUAGCUUUCGUGAGAGCCAAGAGUUUUGCAGAAGUGUUACUUGUUAUAUUUUAUGUUAGAUAAGCAUUGUCAAUAAACCUAAGUGUCAUAGAAUUAGAAAAUAUUGCUCUCAAAAUGUGAUCUAUCAAGUGAAGUAAGAAGAGAGGGGCAUGUGUCUCUUGAAGAUGAAAUAUUGUCAGUAGCCGUAUGAUGACUGACUGGUUCUUCCUCCUCAAGAAAAAAAUUCACGGAAAAUGUUUUGAAAUAAAUUCUGCAGCAACUACUUUUGUCCAUUUUCCACAAAUUAUAGAUGUCCAUUGUAGAAAAUGUAAUUUGGAAUGAAAAUAAAAAGGAAUUAUUAACUAUA
This is a messenger RNA of Schistocerca nitens (vagrant locust), 3865 nucleotides long. RefSeq lists its product as uncharacterized. Bases 106 to 2454 code for a protein of 782 amino acids. The transcript has 14 exons. Gene Ontology annotation, cellular component: mitochondrion; cytosol. Lineage: Eukaryota; Metazoa; Arthropoda; Insecta; Orthoptera; Acrididae. Gene Ontology annotation, molecular function: heat shock protein binding. The record is from RefSeq and is a predicted model, not a curated record.